AUGAUAACAUUAGAUCAAUCUAGGUAUAGCAUAUGGCCAUAUAGAUUUUUCAAAAAACUGGGUAUUCCUGGACCUACUCCACUACCAUUCAUUGGAACUUUCAAUUAUAGAAAGGGCUUUUUUAAAUAUGACAUAGAGUGUUUCAAAAAAUAUGGGAGAGUGUGGGGGAUCUACGAUGGCAGAGCGCCAGUGUUGGCUGUAACAGACACUGCAAUAAUCAAAACUGUUCUAGUAAAGAGUGCUUCUCUUUUUACAAAUAGGCGGAAUUUUCAGAUUAACGGCCCUCUAAAUGAUGCAAUCACAGUUGCAGAAGAUGACCAAUGGAGAAGAAUUCGCGGUGUUCUUUCUCCAGCCUUCACCAGUGGACGACUGAAAGAGAUUUUUCCAAUUGUGAAACAUUAUGGUGAGAACUUGGUGAAGAAUGCAGAGAAAGCAUCAAAAGAGAGUAAACCUGUGUCAAUGAAAGACUUCUUUGGUGCGUAUAGUUUGGACGUUAUGGCCAGCUGCUCCUUUAGUGUGGACGUUGAUUCUGUCAACAACCCUGAUGAUCCAUUUGUGACCAAUAUAAAAAAGAUGCUUAAAUUCAGUUUCUUUAACCCAUUUCUUCUGCUUAUAAUCUUAUUUCCUGUUGUGAUUCCAUUACUGGCAAAACUGAACUUCACCUUCUUUCCCAAAUCAACCAUGGAAUUUUUCUAUGAAUCUCUUAAAAGAAUUAAAGCAGACAGAAAAAAAGGUGUCCAUAAUAAUCGUGUGGACUUUCUUCAACUUAUGGUUGAUUCUCAAAUGACAGAGACCAAGUCGACCGAACAGGAAGUACAAAAAGGUUUGACAGACCACGAGAUUUUGACACAGGCCUUUAUCUUCAUUGCUGGUGGAUAUGACACUACGGGCUCAGGCAUCGCUUUCUUGGCGUUGAACCUGGCUGCCCAUCCAGAGGUAAUGCGGAAGGUUCAGGAAGAAAUUGACCUGGUGCUUCCAAAUAAGGCUCCUGUGACAUAUGAUGCUCUGAUGGAAAUGGAGUACUUAGAAAUGGCUAUCAAUGAGUCCUUGAGACUGUACCCUCCAGGUGGACGAUUAGAGAGAGUCUGUAAGACCGUAGAGAUAAAUGGAGUGACCAUUCCUAAAGGAACAGUGGUUAUGAUACCAGCCUUUGCUCUACACAGUGAUCCAGAAUAUUGGCCUGAGCCAGACAAGUAUAAACCUGAAAGAUUUAGCAAAGAAAUGAAAGAAACAAUGGACCCCUAUGCAUUCCUGCCAUUUGGAGCAGGUCCUAGAAACUGCGAUGGAAUGAGAUUCGCUGUUCUUCUUGUGAAAAUGGCUGUGGUUCAACUGCUUCAAAAAUUUGACUUUGUUCUUCCAAAAGAGACACAGUACCCACCCGAGCUUAGUAUCCAAGGAUUACUGCAGCCAAAGACUCCACUUUUGCUCAAAUUUGAACCACGAGUUUCUAAGACAAAUGAAGAAGAAGAAUGCAUGAAGAGUCCUGGUGACGCCGAAGUUACAAAGUGAAUGGACGCUGUCAACCCCAGGGGCCAGCUUGGCCUAUCCGGGUAUUCCCCACAUUAGUGGAAAUUCCACAGACUAGUUUGACUAGAAGGACCAGCUUCUUAAAUCCAUACAAAUCACAUUCAAUGGCUCCCGCUUAAAUCAUAACGCUCACUGCUGCUGCUUUAACGUUGGGAUUUCUACACAGCUCUCUUAAUACUUCGCCCUCAUUAACAAACCUCAUAGCCUAAAUUGGCCCCUUUCUGUCAUCAGUCUUCAUUCACCUCCCUUUUGACUAAACAUUUCUCUUUCAAAUUGCUUCUUAAAUGUCCUCCAUUGCUGGCGAUGUCACAGACAUUCUGACCUUUAACAGUCUGCAUCAACUGUUGUGCCAUUACCUAAAACCCCUGAUCUGGGCCACAGCAGAACAUCCACCUACACUGUUUAUGCACCAAAGAUCCAGGCAGCAGGGCUCGUCUUCUAAAAGUGGUUGGGCCACCUGUACUGUCUGAUCGGCGCCUUUUAAACUGUACAGAGCAUACUGCCCUAGUGCUGUCUUUGUUUGCUUUUUAGUUGUAAAAAUGAACCCAGUCACGUAGCAUCAAGCAAGGGUACAAUAUUUCAGCCAUUUUGUUUUUUAUCAUUCUUUAGGCCACACUUAAAAAUGAACUGUUUUUAGAUUUAACAGACUUGCCUUUUCAGACGUCUGAUGCCCUUUUUUUAGAAUUCUGUCCUAAACAAUGUAACCAGCCUUAUAAAAGAAGACACAGUAGUCUAAUACACUCGAGUAUUUUAUUCAGCAUUUGACACAUUACAUUUAACCAAAUAACCACAGCACCUAGAAGUUUUACCCAACUUAGAUUUCUUAUAUUUCUGUUAUGUUGAUACUGCAGACUCAAAUAAACACUUUAUAAUGGA
Molecule: messenger RNA, 2403 nt
Organism: Erpetoichthys calabaricus (reedfish)
Lineage: Eukaryota; Metazoa; Chordata; Cladistia; Polypteriformes; Polypteridae
Product: cytochrome P450 3A40-like
Molecular function (GO): heme binding; steroid hydroxylase activity; oxidoreductase activity, acting on paired donors, with incorporation or reduction of molecular oxygen
Source: RefSeq, a predicted model, not a curated record